AGCGGUUUGCUCUGUUUUCUCUCUCUCUCUCUCUUCCCAGAUACCGGAGAGAGGAAAAUCAGCCAUGGCGAAGCUGUUCUCCCUUUUCAUCUCCUUCUUUCUUCUCUCUCUUUCACUCUCUUAUGUUCUUGCUGAUUCCCACUUCGAAGGAUUCGAACCAGAAAUCGACGACCUCGAAGAUGAUGAUCUUUCUCUCCCCCUCACUGAUCUCCCUCUCCGUCCCUCUCUUCUCACCAAGUCGGACCCUGAACCUGCUGGAAUUUCUUCACCGGAUCGUGAUUCUGAUGUACCGGAUCCGGUGGACGAGCCGUUGGAUUCUCAAUCUCCACCCUCCGUCUCCGAUUCUCCGAAGCCGUCUCCGACCAGCUUCAGUUACUGGGAUGAGGAUGAAUUCGAAGGUUUGCCGAUUGAACAACCACAAGAACCGGCACAACAAAGCUCCAAAUCCGCUGAGGAUUCAGCCUCCACCAAUCCGAACUCUGAUUCAAAACCUACCUCUCCGAUUCCCGAACCUGCGAAUGUUCGGAAGUCGUAUACUGUUGAAAUUGUCUGUGGAUCUUUCUUGGUGAUUUUUGUGAUCAACUAUUUUACUGGAAAGCGUGAGAACGAGAACGUCGCUCUAUCGUGGGCUUCGAAAUUCGCGACUAAGGACUCCAUUUUUGAGCGGAACUUUAGUUUGUUGGGUGUGGGGGAAGGUGAGGACUCGCCUUUGCUGUUGAAAGAGGGACAGAAUAUCUUCAAAUUCUAUGCUAGCGGCCGGAGGUAUUGCCAAGGGUUGUUGGCGACAAUGGAGUUGAAGAGCCGACACGAUUUGAUCUCGAGGUUGUAUAACAUGGUGGUGCCAUGUAAGGACGAAAUUAGCUUCGAGGUCUAUAUGAAUGACGAUGCAAUGGAUCAUAUAAUCUUUGCCGUGGCGAGGAAGAAAGCUGCCAAAGGAAUGCAAAAGGAUUUGAACGAUUUGCAAAGAUUUGCCGGGAUUUUGGCGCCUCCCAGUGGCAGAAAAUGGGUUCCUGAAGAGUUGAGUGUAAUUUCAGAAUCUAAGGAAGUUGCUGCGGAUUUGAUCACAGAGACCGUUCUUGACCAGGUUUUUGGUGAAAAAUCUUUUGAGAAAUUUGGGAAGUACUUCAUCUCGAUGCACUUCUCAGAUCAGCAUUCAGGCAUGCACAAGAAGAUGCUGUUGUUCAAAUUCGCUCUCCCAGAUGCCAACAACAUGGCAGAUAUUUCUCGUCUGGUCGCACUUGUGCCCUAUUAUAUCGACGCCAUUGGACGUUACAAGCUCAGUUCACAGGCCCGGUCGAAAACUGAAGCUGCCAGGUCCAAGGCUGCUCAAGAGGCAUACAAAGAGCUUCAAAAUGCUAGGCAAGAAGCCCUGCAGAAGAGGAAGGCAGAGAAGAAGAAACUGAUGGAAGAGGCUGAAGCCAAGUUAGGUGCUGAGGCUCUUCGACGGAAAGAGGCGAAAGAUCGCGCCAAGCAGAUGAAGAAAGCAAUGCCGAAGAUAAAGAUGAGCCGCACUCGGUAACGGUAACGACUCGAAUUCUUCACCUGGUUUUCUAAUGUUGUUUCAGAGCUUAGCUGAGAUUCCGGAGUUCAUUGAGAUUUUGAUGAUCAGGUCGUCAUGUACUUUUAGAUUUCAUUACACUAGCUCGUCAUGGCAUAAUAACAGUACAAUAGAAACUAGCUUCGGUUUUUUUUUUAUAAUUUAAAUCUCUGAGGAGAUCAUAUGGCUGAAUAGGAAUUUUACUGAACUGUAAUGUUACUCCAUGGUGAAUUAUAUAUAAACCUCUUUUGAGACGAUCA
Molecule: messenger RNA, 1797 nt
Organism: Cucurbita pepo subsp. pepo (vegetable marrow)
Lineage: Eukaryota; Viridiplantae; Streptophyta; Magnoliopsida; Cucurbitales; Cucurbitaceae
Biological process (GO): endoplasmic reticulum calcium ion homeostasis
Cellular component (GO): endoplasmic reticulum
Molecular function (GO): calcium ion binding
Source: RefSeq, a predicted model, not a curated record